Messenger RNA from Rotaria sp. Silwood2, 468 nucleotides. The record is from the annotation of a GenBank genome assembly. Lineage: Eukaryota; Metazoa; Rotifera; Eurotatoria; Philodinida; Philodinidae.
AUGGAAUAUGAUUCAAACAAUUUGAAUGCAAUUAUUAUGAAUUUAUUCGCUGAAGAUCCAAUACAUGUUGAUAAUAAUAUAUGUAAAAUUGAACCUAUUGAAUCAUCUAGUUUUACUGAACAACAAAAACCUACAACAACAACAACAACAACAACUGUAGCUGAUAAUAAUAAUCAGCAAUAUUUAUUUAUUAUAUUUAAUAAUUCCAAAUGGUCUCGAAUUUUGAACAAAAGAUCAGAAAACGUGCCAAUACAAAGUGAACAACAAGGACAACAACAACAAGGCCAGCAGCAACGAUUGCAACCUGUAACCAAUCGGCUUGUACCAACAUUAGUAAAACCUGAAAAAGAAGAUACAUCAUUAGAUGAUCAAUUCAUCGCCCAAUUACGGCAACUCAUCCAUGGAUACAUGCAAUAUACAACACGACCAUUGCCACUGAAAUAUUUUCUUGAUCUUACUGAUCCUUGA